AUGUCUCCGCCGCCCCAGUCGCUCAGAAGCCCUGACGGCGUCUCCCUGACAUGGAUCUUCGACCACUGCCUCCGCUACCCAGGCUCUUAUGAAAUCCCCCUCCGCGACAUGUAUGCCCUCAACUGCCACCCCACCAAGUCCUACCUGCCCGGCAGCAGCUCGCCGGAAACCGCCUUCAGCUCGCGCAACUCGACCUCAACUCGAUCCUCGGCCUCUUCCCAGGAGAGCUCCCUGGAUGCUGCCGCCGACUUCCGCUCUCAGUUGAUCCAUCAGAUCUCCCGGAUGCCCUCGCAGCCUUGCUCGCUCCCACCAAGCUUCUUAACCUCCUUCCUCCGCCGUUGCUUCCCGCGGGAGCUGGAGCAAGUCGACUUUCCCCAGGGCUUGACUGCGUUGGACUACGCAAAGGACUUGGAGACCCGCUGGAAGAAAGAGAUGUCCUUGGCCCUGCAGCGAUUGAACAUUGGGCGCGAGGAUGCAAAGAACCCGAGCCACUCCGAGCUAGCCUUGAAGUAUCCCGGAGUCAUGGCUUGGCUCGAGUCAGUCAACGGCAAGGCCCGCACUCUUGAGGCCCUGUACACCCAAGUCUACAUCGGCCUGCGUCGCUGGAUGAUUGUUAACGAGGUCCUUCUUGAGCCGCACAACAAACCCAACCAUAUUGCCAUGCUCAAUACCCUCUACCCUCCCAUCUCGCCUGGGGCGGCGACUCCCCCCCCCCAGUUGACCUAUCAAAUUCUCAAAAUGCACCGGGAAGCGUACUUUAAGAUCAUCAACAAUGCCAGCACGCGCGGUACAGACGCGGUGUACAAAAUCAUCCACCAAGGCGAGCCUGAAGAGGCUCAGAGCGUGUGGCCUUUGGUCCAUGAAGCUUUGGAAAACUACCUGAACUUGGUCAACGAGGUGAUUGAUGAGUGCGUCUUGGUCAACGAGCCCGCUCACCUCGACGGACCCGGCAGCCCCUACCGCAGCAAGAGCCGCAAGGUCGACUCGGGCUGCAGCUUUGGCUCCUCUGGAACCGGAACGAAUGUCAACGCGGAAGGUGUCAUGGAGAAGCCCCUCCCCCAGUUCCCCAUUCCUAAGGACAAGGAGAGCUCAAGCAAGGGGUCGGUCUUGGAACGCCUCUCCCGUGAAAUACGCUCCCUGGGCCCCGCCGCAAAGCUCCGCAACCUCAGGAAGAUGAAGUCCACCACCGCCCUCGCUCGGCCUGGCAGCCAGCACAGCUCCAUCCAAAGCUCUUCCAUCUUUGACAUCUCCGAGGCCAAGCGCGAGCGCCUCAUCCGUGACGCGUACAGUCGCAAGAAUUCCCAGUCCCAGGUGUCGACCACCGACGGCCAGUAA
Molecule: messenger RNA, 1335 nt
Organism: Penicillium canariense
Lineage: Eukaryota; Fungi; Ascomycota; Eurotiomycetes; Eurotiales; Aspergillaceae
Exons: 1
Coding region: 1-1335 (444 amino acids)
Source: RefSeq, a predicted model, not a curated record